Molecule: messenger RNA, 2820 nt
Organism: Scleropages formosus (Asian bonytongue)
Lineage: Eukaryota; Metazoa; Chordata; Actinopteri; Osteoglossiformes; Osteoglossidae
Product: TBC1 domain family member 10A-like
Exons: 9
Coding region: 819-2135 (438 amino acids)
Biological process (GO): regulation of GTPase activity
Molecular function (GO): small GTPase binding; GTPase activator activity
Source: RefSeq, a predicted model, not a curated record
UGCUAUACUGCGCCUGCGCGGACACGCGUCCGUUCUCCGACAGGCGGUAUAUUGUGUUAGUGACGGGGAAGAAACCCGGACACGGAGCUGCUCGGAAACUUUUUGAACUCGAGCGACGGCGACAACUAACGUACUUCUGGACUCGGGGAGUAAUGGCGGACCGCGGAGAGGAAAGAGUAUUGAUAACGGGGGCGUGACACGGCGGCGCGCCCGUCUCUGACACAGUCAGUCAGCUACAGCAGCAACACGGAGUUAAUGUGAAACAGAUGUGCGCGCGCUAGGCGGCUGCACGAGACGCGCUCUCCUUGGCUCGUACCGCCCAGAUCGACGGAAGGAGCGCGCGAUCCUGUCCGGGAUUCCGUUCCCAUCCCUCGUCUGAGGAGUUACUGACUGUCGGAAGAGUGACAUAGACACAGAAAGUAACUCUUAAGGACACUCACACUGUGUGUGUGUGUGUGUGUGUGUGUGUGUGUGUGUGUGUGUGUGUGUGUGUGUGUCUGUCAGUCAAAUGUGUAACUGCCUCAGGGGUUAGUUAGUAGUACUUGUACAGUCAGUGCUGGGCAGUCAGUGCUGCGGCGUCCUGGGGGCCGUUUUUAGUAACUGUGUAAUUAUGUGUGUGUGUGAAACCCUGGCUGUGUGGACCUGGUGAUCAGGUGACGACCAGGUGGGGGUGUCUCUCACACACACAAACGCACACCGCUGCUCAUCGAUGUGUGCCAGCGGGCUGCUCUGCUGUCUGUCGUGACCCCUGGAGAGGGCACCGAAACUGCACCCACAGCAAGGACCCUGAGCGGACCCCCCCUACCUGAGGGGUCCCCAUGGAGAAGAGUCCGGGGAAUGGACCCCACAACCCUUCGCAGCCCUUGGCCCACGAUGAGGAGGACAAGCUCCUGGAUGGUGACAGGCAGCCUGACAGAUAUGGAUUCAUUGGGGGGCCACAGCAGAGCCCUGGCAGCAUAGGCCAUGAGGUGCCACCUGAGGUGCUGCGGCAGCGCGAGGGCAAGUGGCUCGACAUGUUCAACCACUGGGACAAGUGGAUGGCCAAGCGGCACAAGAAGGUGAAGGAGCGCUGCCAGAAGGGCAUCCCCCCCUCGCUGCGUGGCCGUGCCUGGCUCUACCUGUCAGGGGGGAAGGUGAAAAGGGAACAGAACUGUGGCAAGUUUCAGGAUCUCGACAGGCACCCAGGUGACCCCAAGUGGCAGGACAUUAUUGAGAGAGACCUGCACAGGCAGUUCCCUUUCCACGAGAUGUUUGUGGCUCGAGGAGGCCACGGUCAGCAGGACCUGUACCGCGUGCUCAAGGCCUACACCCUGUACCGGCCCGAGGAGGGCUACUGCCAGGCCCAGGCACCCAUUGCUGCCGUGCUCCUCAUGCACAUGCCCGCAGAGGAUGCCUUCUGGGUUCUCAUCCAGAUCUGUGAGAAGUACCUCCCUGGGUAUUACAGCCCUGGACUGGAGGCAGUGCAGCUUGAUGGCGAGAUCCUGUUUGCGCUGCUGCGGCGCGUCUCGCCCAUCGCCUACCGACACCUCAAGAAGCACAAGCUGGAACCCAUCCUGUACAUGACGGAGUGGUUCAUGUGUGCCUUCUCUCGAACCCUGCCCUGGUGCUCGGUGCUGCGCAUCUGGGACAUGUUCCUGUGUGAGGGUGUGAAGGUGAUCUUCCGUGUGGCACUGGUGCUGCUGCGGUGCAUGCUGGGAAGCCAGGAGAAGCUGAAGGCGUGUCCCGGUCAGUAUGAGACCAUGGAGCGGCUGCGCGCUAUCGACCCACAGUACAUGCACGAGUACUUCCUGGUCCAGCAGGUGCUGGAGCUGCAGGUGUCUGAGAGGGAUGUCGAGAAGGAGCACAGCGCUCAACUGCGCCGCUGGAAGGAGGCACACGGCGACUUCAACUCCAAAUCCCCUCCCAGAAUGCACGGCGCACGUGCCAUCAUGGCUGCUGAGCCACCAAGCCGACAGGACUUGCGGCAGAACCCCACCAUCAUCGUGGCCUCGUCUCCACCCCCUCCCGGGGAUGAGAAGGUGCCAGUGCCUGGCCUGGUCGAGCACUGCUCUGAGUCGCAAACCCCUCUGGGCCAAACGGACCCGAAGGGAUCCAGUCAGAGCCUGAGCAGCACGGAGCAUGACACCUACCUGUAGCCUGGGGUCCUAAGGGGUGGAGCCAGCUGCAAGGGUUGUUGGGAAACGGGUGUGAAACAAGUGCGGGCAAUGUGUGAGGAGAAGAAGAGGUGCUUCUUCUGGGAGAUGGUGAUGGGAUCAGGGACCCUGGUGACAUAGGUUCCGAUUUCACACCACCUUAACCGAGCAAUUGUUUUAAAACAGCGCUAUUGUUGGAUGAGUGGGAGAUGACAUAUCCCAUUGGGAGAGGAGACACUGUCUUCCAUGUUCAUACUCAGUCCACAAUGGGCAUGAGAGCAGCCAUAUUGCUCAGCCAGCAGGGGGAGCCGUUGAGACACACUCGCGCUGUUCUAAUGUUCAAGUCCGUGUGACCGGUGUGCCCGCGUCUGUCCUCCACUUGGAGGCUUGUCCAUUCCGGAUGUCUCGUACCAAAGCUUAUCAAAUACGUCAACAAAUGCGUGAAUUUAUUGGGAUCAUAUUUGUAGUGUUUCCUGUCGCUGCCUUCACUUCCUGCUCUCAUGUCAAGGGUGAUGUUAAUACAUGCUGUUGUUCCAGGGGCCAGCAGGGGGAAGCGAAGGCUCUCUUACUGUGCUUGUGUCCCAUGGUAAAGUAAAACUGUACACCUCAAACCCCGCUGCACACUGACAGUGCAGAAUCAACAUCCUAACCCCCUGCCCCCAGCCUUUUUUUUUUUUUUUCUCCCCCC